This is a messenger RNA of Mytilus trossulus (common blue mussel), 5853 nucleotides long. Its product is annotated as tyrosine-protein phosphatase 10D-like. The transcript is spliced from 32 exons. Gene Ontology annotation, cellular component: signaling receptor complex. Bases 1 to 4284 code for a protein of 1427 amino acids. The record is from RefSeq and is a predicted model, not a curated record. Gene Ontology annotation, molecular function: protein binding; protein tyrosine phosphatase activity. Gene Ontology annotation, biological process: peptidyl-tyrosine dephosphorylation involved in inactivation of protein kinase activity. NCBI's taxonomy places the organism in Eukaryota, Metazoa, Mollusca, Bivalvia, Mytilida, Mytilidae.
AUGAAUUGGACAACUGGUUUGAAGGAAUUAGGAGAAGCCUGUACAAAGAAUGGACAAUCAUUAGAAUGUAAAGAUGCACAAGGCAUAUGUCAGAGUAAUGCCUGUAGUUGUAAUUCUGGAUUUUAUGACAAUAAUUUUGGAACUGCUGCUGGAACAUGUGUAGCAGGUGUAGGAGGAUCAUGUGCAGGAGUGGGAACAGCAACAGAAUGUUCAGACAAAAACUUUGUAUGUUCAACAGAAACUGGUGGCAAGCUUGCACCUGGAGGAGGUUGUAGUCAAGAUGUCCAGUGUGUAGCUAAUGCUGAAUGUAGCAGUACUGAAAACAUGUGUAGAUGUAAAGACAAUUUUUAUGAUAAUGAUUUGACAGAUUCUGGAGUGGGAGGAGUUUGUACUCUAAAAAAAGGUGUAGGAGAUAAAUGUACUGCACCAGGAACAACAACAGAAUGUUCUGACAGUUUCUCGUCAUGUACAACAGAGAAUGGAGGAGAAAGUAAAUGUAGAUGUACAGCCAACUACUAUGAUAGCGAUCUAGACAACAGUAAUAUAGGAGGAACUUGUACACGAAAAAAGGAAUUAGGAGCUGAAUGCACAAAUAAUGUACAAUGUUUGGAUUUGAAUUCUGAAUGUGGAAUUUGGUCUGCAAAAUCUGUCUGCUAUUGUAAAUUAGGAUUCUAUGACAACAACAAUGUUAACAUUGAAGGAACCUGCAUUGCAUUAAAUGAGUUGAAAGUUGGGAUUCCAACUUUGACUUUGAGAUCAGAAACUUAUUUAGAAAUAGAAUGGACAGCACCAACAGCUUCAGGUGCUGUAGAAGAAUUCCAAUAUCAAGUAGGCUCAGGAAUUGCAAUAUCUGUCAACCAGGAAACAACAGCUAAUGUUACUGGAUUGACUCCUGGUAGCUUGUACACAAUAAGAAUUAUCUCUGUGGAUACAAACAGUGGACCAACUACUCAGACAACUUAUGUUGAAAUUAGUUUUGCAACGAUGCCUGCGGUACCAGGACCUUUAGAUCUGGCCAAUAGUGAUAUCAUAGCUUCAGAUGGACAAAUAACAAUCAAAUGGAAAUCUACAGGAACAGUUAUGUCUUAUACUGUAACUAUUAGUGAACUGGUUACAACUCCAACUAAAGUAUAUGUUCCUUACCAAGUGAUUGGUGGUUAUGUAGCUAAAAAUGGAUACAGAUACACACUUACAGUAAAAGCCCAUAGUAACAGUCUAGAGAGUGCUGAAUAUACAGAGGUGUUUCGAACUGUGAUUACACAGCCACAACCACCUACUGUUCGAUCAACCUGCCUAGAUGAUGAUCCUAAAUCUACAUCUAUCUAUGUGAGAUGGCAGGCACCUACCUUCCCUAAUGGAGAUAUACUAUACUACCUGGUAGAUACAGUGUCUGGGCCUACAAUAGUACCACAGUUUAAUACCUCAACUAAAGUGUUAGAUCAAAAAGUUGAACCUUUACAAGAAGCAAAGCAGUACUGUUUUACAGUUAAAACAGUAAAUGACGGUCCAGAUAAUAUCCGUACCAGUGUCCCUAGCUCUCAACAAUGUUGCUACACAAGGGCAGGAUUGUCAACAGUUCCAACAAGUGUCAUGCACAGUACAACAAGCAGAAGUAUUACAAUAUCCUGGAGUAAACCAAAUAAUACUAAAGGGGACUUAACUGGAUACCGUCUCAGAGUCCGAUCAAGUGAUGGUUGUGUGGUGGAAGUUAUAUUGAAGUGUAGUACUGGCUGUACCCCUAUGGGGAUAACACGUAUUUGUCCAUCAGACAAAAGAUUGAUACAAGAAGACAGAAAUAGUACAGAGCUGAUGACAUCUAUGGCCUAUGUAAUAGACAAGUUAUUACCCUAUACAGAUUAUGAAGUGUGGAUAAAUGCUAUAAAUGCCGCUGGUGAUGGAGACAGGACUGAAACAUCAGUUCAAACUGAUUCAGAAGUUCCACAGAAGCCUUUGAGUGUAGUUGCCUUAGUCAUGGGUUCAAGUGAAAUAACAGUAACAUGGAAUCAGAGUCUACCAAGACCAGGAGUUACAAAAUAUUAUAUUGAAGCUUAUGAGGUGGUUCUAAAUGCUGAUCCAAAAUUUGUUAAAUUUUCAAAUUUAACUGGUUUUAGCCCACAGACCACAACAUUUUCAGGAUUAGAAGCAUAUUGGAACUAUACAUUUUCUGUAGUAGCUGCUACAGACAAAGGCAAUAGUGAGCAGUCUGAAAAGUCUGGUACUGCGACAACACUCCAAGAUGCUCCUGGUGCAGUGCUUAAGCUUAAAGUUGGAAAACCAACCAACAGUUUCACACAAAUGAAUGUCUCAUGGAGUAUACCAUUACUAAGGGAUAGAAAUGGUGUGAUAAACAAGUAUACUAUUGAACACAAUGUUACAGGAAUAAUCACGUCAACUACUGUAAAUGCAACCAUGGACAAUUUAGAAAAGAUAUUUGAAAUUACACCAGAGAGAAGUUAUAACAUUAAGGUGUAUGCAGUAAACACCGAAGGGACAAAGGGAGAGGAGGUUGUAAUGUCAUAUGAUGCUUUACCAGGACCCCCAAAUGUUCCAGCCAUUCCAGCUUUAGUAGAAGAAAUAGCUUCUCCACCAUCUACACAGACCACUAUAAAAGUUAAAUUUAGUUUAGACUGGUUCCUCAAUACAGACAAUGGAGAACGUACUGAUGGGGGUAUAAUAGUCUGUCCAGCAUCCAGUUGUGAUAACUAUGGAGUAUCCAGUGAUAUGAAAUCACCUGCACAUUUUACAACAACUUUGUCAACAUGGAAGGAAUCCAAAGCAAUAGGUUUUACUAUACCUUAUAGAGUAACAAGCAGAACUUGGAUAGAAGAUAAUCGAAACACGACAAGUAGACGUAAGAGAAGUAACCAGGAAGUUGAAUUAACAAUAGGAGAAGAAAGUGGUUGUGAUAAGCUGGCAGAUGACGUGUACUGUAAUGGACCACUACCUGCUGACAUUAGAAUCCUAGUGAUAGCAUUUGUGUGUACCAGUGGAGGCUGUACAGAAUCCAAACAGUUUGGACCUUAUAAAACACAACCUGAACCAGAAGGUCUACCUAUAGCCAUUAUAGCUGGGGCUGUGUCUGCUGUGGUGGUCUUCCUCAUUGUUAUUAUAAUUAUUGUUGUGAUCAAGAAACAAAAAAGAUCAAGAAGUCAUGACCGCAUAGUAGAGGAUGAAAAAAUUAAUGAUUUUACUAAUUUGAACCCUCACGGGUUGGAGACACCAUCUGUUGAGAGAAAGAAUAUAAGAAAGAAAAGACCUAUUAAACUGAAAGAUUUUGAGGACAAAGUUGCAGAGCUUCAUAAAGAUAGUAAUCUUAAAUUUGCACACGAGUAUGAGGAGGUGAAAACUUUGACAGAUCCAAAAACAUUGAAAAAUGUCAGCACUUCUCUGGCAGAAACUGAGGAAAAUAAACUGAAAAACAGAUACGUCAACAUUCUGCCUUAUGACCACACCAUUGUCAAACUAUUGCCACUAGAAGAUGAUGAUGAACAAGCAUCAACAUUCAUCAAUGCAAACUACAUUCCUGGCUACAAAUCCCAGAGAGAGUACAUAGCCUCACAAGGACCUAUUCCUAGUACGAUUGAUGAUUUCUGGAGAAUGGUUUGGGAACAGAGUGUUUCUAUUAUUGUCAUGUUGACAUUAGCUAAAGAGGAUGGCAGGAUAAAAUGUGAGAUGUACUGGCCAACAGAACAGUCAGAGGCCAAACAGUUUGGAGAUAUCGUUGUAGAGAUGCAAUCCUGCUCAACAAUCAACACCUAUGAAUUCAGAAUAUUUAAAAUGACACUGGGAGACAAAUCCAGGUCUUUAAAACAUUUUCAUUUCCUAAACUGGAAAGAUUUCUCAGCCAAUGUACAGAAUGAUGUCAUGGUUGACUUCAUCUCCAACGUACGAAGUCAUGUGACCAUUCCAGAGAGUAGAGUACCAAUGAUUGUCCACUGCAGUGCUGGUGUUGGAAGGACUGGUACAUUUAUUGCCCUGGACCACAUGAUGCAGUUUAUCAGAGAUCAUGAUUUCGAUUCCACCAUUGACAUUUUUGAUUUUGUGGUAAAGAUGAGAGAAUGUAGAAUGUACAUGGUACAAACUGAGCAACAGUAUAUCUUUAUCCAUGAUUGUAUCAAAGAUAUUCUAGAGAAGAAAAGACAAAAAGAAUUAGAGGACGGGGAUGGUCUUUACGGCAAUGUUGACAAUAAUCAGGAUCAUAAUAUCUACAGCAACGAAGCUUUCGAACCUGAGCCAGAGCUUUACCAGAAUUUUGAAAUUGGACAACCAAAGACCGAAUUAUAAAGUGAUCUCUACAAAAAUCCAAAAUAAUUGUGAUAUUAUAUUAUAUCUAUGCAAUUUAGUAAUGUAGGUUGUAUUUGUUCAGAAAUCUAUUUUAUUAUAAUAAAAACAUUGUUAUUUUAUAUGUCUUGUAUACUGGGGAUUCAUUUGUUUUUUGGGUUCAAACUUUUAUAGACUGAGAAAAUAAGUUUAUUUUCAUGAAUUUUUCCUGCUUAUUCCAAAGUCUGCAGAUAAUAAAUUAUCUGUAGUUACAUUCUACUUUUACAUGUUUAGACUGAACAUUAAUGGCUUCUUUUCAAACCAUUAUAGGAUCUUAUGUAAUUAUUAAACUAUCAUUACCCUUAUCAAAUAGUUAGCUCUGAAAAAGCUUGUCUGAAUUUACUCAUUUCAAAAAAAUAUAAUAAGUCAGAUGGUUAGAAAACUAUCAAUUUUUUUCCGUUCUAUAAUUGAAUGUUUUAUAACAUUAUAUUUGCACUUGAAAAAAUUAGAAGGAAAUAUUUACCAUACCAACACCAAUUUUUCUUUUUGUUAAUUCACUGAAUGUUUAAUACAUUGAUGUAAAUUUUUGACAUUAUUGUACUAAAAAAUUAGUAAUUUGAAUGAUUUUUUCUCAGAUCUUUUUUUAUCAAUUGUAUUUUGCAAAAAUUUCAAGAUUAGAAAAAUUUAAAGAAGAAAAAUUAGGUCUGUUUGUAAAAAAACUUGUUUGCGAAAUAUUUAGACACAGGUAUAAUAUAUUUUAUGAUAUAUUAUACAGUCAUUAAAAUGAAAUCGCCAAUCUCUAGUAGCAAAUAAGUCUAAGAUAGCUUUGGUGCUCUUUAUUGGUUUAAACCAAUGUUUAUACAAUAUAUUAUUUUAAAUUUUUAACUUCAUUUUGAAAAGGUUGUUAUUGUAUAUAUAUAUAUAUAUAGGUGACAGUAGGAUCAACAGAACUUUUCAUUUGUCUUGAAUCCUUAAACAAUUUAAAGCAAUCAAAAUACACAAGUUCUAUCUAAAACAUUCCAAGUAUGUAAUCAAAAUUUUAUACAUUCAAAAAAACAUAAUAUAUAUAUUUAUCCUAGAAACUUAUAUACAAUUUUUAUUCUCUUUUCCUGGUUUAGUGAUAUGCAAAUUUUUAUAUAAACAUCUUUGUUAUUUGUUAUUGUUUUUUUGUAUAAAUUGUUUAUUUAGAUGUUAAUUAUGUGCUUACAUAUAUAUAUAUUAUGAAUAACUUAUCUGCAAAUAGUUUUUUUGAUAUAUUUACAAUGAAUCAUAUAAUUAUAUUUUUCUAAUCUGUUGAUGUGUAUAAUUAGUAUCAUAUAUUACUGGUACAAUUCUGUUUUAUACUAAAUUUAUAGGUAUGUGAUAAAAAAAAAAAAAUAAUAUUGUUUGGGUCAAUUGAUUUUUUUUUACAAUCCAAAGUUUGUGGGCAGUUAUUUAUCAUGUUUUACUUACAUACUCAUUUUAGUGUAUGGAAAUGAUAAUUUUCUUUUUGUUCAGUGGAUGUAACAUUUUACUUUAAGUAAUGAACACAUUGUUCACUUUACCCCUAUGUUUAGAUGUCUAUGAGCUUUAACACAUUUUAUUGUGAUUUAA